UUCAAGAGAUCUCCACUCUCCACAGUUCAGCUCUGCUCUGGUCGGUUCGUUCGGCUUUGGAAGUUGAAAGGGGGCCAUCAAGAGUGUCGCGUUUGCAUGAGUGCCGUGGAAAGAUAAAUAGAUACAACAGCGAGCUCGGGCAUUCGGGGGUUCGUUCGGCGUGUUUUGAAAUCCGUUUUUGGAAUCGACAAGUCUCGAACAAGUGCCAUUGCAGUGCAGCGGGAAAUGCUUUAAAAUUCCCACCGAUAAUCGCUCUAAUUUGCCAAUAAUUAGGUGGCUCGCGCGUGUGAUAAGCUCUGGACAUUAAUUAAAGUAAUUAUGGAAUUAGUCUAGUGUGAAGCCUGAAGUCUGUAUGUGGUCAAUCAGCGGAUUGAGUGCCAAGUGAUUGAGUGAGACGGAGUCAAGCCGGCCCAAAGGAGUCGAUUGCAUAAUAUAAUACACGAAAACGAGUCCGAAUUGGGUGCAAGCAACCUCCAAGAUACAGAUACAUAUGUACAUACCUAUGUCCAUAUGCGAACGGCGGUAUUAAGUGCGAAGUGUAUAAAAGGCUCAUCAACCGAAAUCUUCUGUAAUUUGCUCAAUUGGCGCGUUUGUUCGCCGUUGAUCAGCGUUUGGCGUCGUGUAUCCAAGAGAUACUUUUGUAUCUGGCUCAGCAUCAGCAACAUCAUCAGCCUCUCUUUCUCUCUCUCUCUCUCUCUCUGUACCACUGUUGCUCGCUGUUAAUCCUACGAUGGCCAUAUCCAAGAUUGCUUUCUUGGCUCUAAUAGCCCUGAGUGGGCUCUGUGGCCUAGCCAGUGCCACCUACAAGGUGGGUGUUGGCCGUGCAGACAUCACCGGACCCCCAGUAGAGAUCAACUUUAUGGGUUAUGCGAACAUCAAGCAAGUGGGUCGUGGCAUCCACACCCGCGUCUUUGCUCGUGCCUUCGUGGUGGAGGACGAGAAGGGCAACCGGGUGGCCUUCGUCAGCGCGGACGCCGGUAUGAUGGGGUACGGCCUGAAGCGUGAGGUGAUCAAGAGGCUUCAGGCCCGCUACGGGAACCUCUACCACACGGACAACGUGGCGAUCAGUGGCACCCACACGCACGGAGCGCCCGGUGGGUUCCUGAUGCACCUGCUCUACGACAUCUCCAUUCUGGGCUUCGUCCCACAGACCUUUGAGGUGAUGGCCCAGGGUCUCUAUUUGUGCAUCAAACGAGCCACUGACAACCUGGUGGAUGGACGCAUCUUUCUGUCGAAGACUACCGUCCUCAACGUGAACAUCAAUCGCUCCCCGACGUCGUAUCUGCGCAAUCCGGAGGAGGAGCGAGCACAGUACGAGCACGACACGGACAAGACCCUGACGCAGCUGCGUUUCGUGGAUCUGGAGAACAAUUUGCUGGGCGCCUUCAACUGGUACGCAGUGCAUGCCACCUCCAUGAACAACACCAACAGGCUGGUGACCAGCGACAACGUCGGAUACGCCGCCCUGCUCCUGGAGAAGGAGUACAACCCGAACAAGAUGCCGGGCAAGGGCAAGUUCGUGGGCGCCUUCUGCUCCUCCAACCUGGGUGAUGUGUCCCCCAACAUCAUGGGACCCAAGUGCUCCAUCUCGGGCAAUGAGUGUGAUCUGCUCACCUCACGCUGCCCCGCCGGCGAGGGAGAAUGCUUCGCUUCCGGCCCCGGCCGGGACAUGGUGGAGAGCACCCAGAUCCUGGGGCAGCGGCUGGCGGACGCCGCUCUUGGUCUGCUGAAUGAGCAGAGCCAGGAGUCGACGGCCCGCGAGGUCACUGGCGACGUGCGUUUCAUCCACCAGUUCGUGGACAUGCCCAACUACAACGGCAGCGCCUACAACCCGCUCAGCCGGAAGAUCGACAAGAUCAGGGGCUGUCAGCCGGCCAUGGGCUACAGCUUCGCCGCCGGCACCACGGACGGACCCGGCGCCUUCAGCUUCGAGCAGGGCACCACCACGGACAACCCCAUGUGGAACUUUGUGCGCGACUUUAUUGCAACUCCGACCCAGGAGGACAUCAAGUGCCACGAGCCGAAGCCCAUUCUCCUGGCCACCGGCAGGGCCACCUUCCCGUACGAGUGGCAGCCGAAGAUCGUGUCUGACCAGCUGCUGAAGAUCGGAGACGUAAUCAUCGCCGCCGUUCCAUGCGAGUUCACGACGAUGGCUGGACGGCGCCUGCGCAACCAGAUCCGGGCCGCAGCCUCCGCCGCAGGGGGCCUAGACACGGAAGUUAUUAUCGCCGGGUUGACCAACAUCUAUACCAGCUACACGGUGACUCCCGAGGAGUACCAGGCUCAGAGGUACGAGGCCGCUUCCACGAUCUUCGGGCCGCACACGCACUCCAUCUACAUGGACGUGUUCGAGCGUCUGACCAAGGCCCUGAUGCGGAACGAGACGGUUGAGCCGGGUCCCAGUCCGCCCUACAUGAACGACGUGAUGCUGUCCCUCAACACGGGCGUGCUCUUCGACGGACAUCCGAUCAACACGGACUUUGGGUAUGUGAAGACGCAGCCCGAGAAGGAGUACGGAAUCAACGACACGGUCAAGGUCACCUACAUCUCGGGCAAUCCGCGCAACAACCUCUUCACCGAAAAGACCUACUUCACCGUGGAGCGCAAGAUCAACGAAGACCGCUGGAAGGUAGCCUACACGGACGCCAGUUGGGAGACCAAGAUGAUCUGGCACCGCACCAACACGAUUUUGGGAUUCAGCGAUCUGGAAAUAUACUGGAACAUCAGCCCGCAAACGCUUCCAGGGGUCUACCGAAUCCGGCAUUCGGGCGAGUACAAGUACAUCCUCGGCGGAAAGUACCCCUACGAAGGCCUCUCGCACUCCUUCACCGUCAAGGAGGACUAGGUCGGACCGGAGUGGUUCCUAAAUAUGUAUUCCUGGGCCAGAGGAGCAUUGGCCUCUCCGAGAGAGCAACAGCAACACAAAUCCAUGUACUAUAUUUAUUUACCAUUUAUAAGUGACGAAGGAAAAGCUUUAUUUUUGCAACUGCGAAUUAAAAGGAUGCCAAAUUUUGUUGAAACUAA
This is a messenger RNA of Drosophila persimilis, 3024 nucleotides long. RefSeq names its product neutral ceramidase (gene CDase). Lineage: Eukaryota; Metazoa; Arthropoda; Insecta; Diptera; Drosophilidae. Gene Ontology annotation, biological process: ceramide catabolic process; sphingosine biosynthetic process; long-chain fatty acid biosynthetic process. The transcript is spliced from 6 exons. Gene Ontology annotation, cellular component: extracellular region. The record is from RefSeq and is a predicted model, not a curated record. The coding region runs from base 731 to 2845 and encodes 704 amino acids. Gene Ontology annotation, molecular function: N-acylsphingosine amidohydrolase activity.